AUGUCCAAAUUACUACACCACAUUCUUAACAUCGCUGGAACAACUGCUGGUCAUAUCACGCUCAACCCUCUAGUCACGGCCGCUCUACUCUGGGUAUUGACGAAAGGACCUACACAACUUCGCAGCCAACUUACUACUCGGAUCCGCGCACUUCGGGACCCGUUUCGCUAUGCACAGCUCGUGAAGGCUUUGAAGUGGUGCCUGAUAGCUGGAACAGCAAGAGUCGUCAACAAGCAGCUUAACCAUGUUGCCCUGAACGCAGGCAGAUUGCGAAGUGAAAAGGCGAGAUGGAACUGGAGCCGAGAGGUCGCAGUCAUUACAGGAGGCUGCAGUGGUAUUGGAGAGCUGGUAGUGAAGAGGUUGAUCAAUAAAGGAAUCAGAGUGGCAGUGCUAGACAUUCAGCAACUUCCUCCAAGUUUGCAAGGCUAUGCCGGCCUCAAAUUUUUCAAAUGCGACAUUACUGACUCUUCCGAAGUCUACUCGGUGGCCGAGAAAGUCAAGGAAACAAUGGGGGCACCUACCAUCCUCAUCAAUAAUGCAGGGCUUCUGGCAUCCCACACCAUCCUCACUACGUCCGACGCGUACCUCCGAAAGAUCUUCGAUGUAAACGUCCUCAGCAACUGGUACACCACCAAAGCUUUCCUGCCAGACAUGCUCCGACACAACAAGGGCCAUAUCGUGACGAUCGCAAGCACGGCAAGCUUCAUCGGUGUCGCUGGCCUGGCAGAUUAUACAGCGACGAAGGCGGCUAUUCUAAGCUUCCACGAAACGCUCACUCAGGAACUCAAGCACCACUACAACAGCCCAAGCGUUCUCACGACUUCCAUACACCCUAAUUGGGUCCGUACACCUUUGAUAGAACCUGUGGAGCAGGAACUCAAGAGGCGAGGUUCUCCCAUUCUUGAGCCGACUGCUGUUGCCGAUGCAAUUGUCGGACAAAUCAUGAGCUGCAGCGGUGGCCAGAUCAUCUUACCAAGCGCUGCGGGCAAGGUCAGCAUGCUGAGGGGAUUGCCGAAUUGGGUACAAGAGAGUCUCAGAAGCGGCGUGAGCAAGACGAUCUACAAUACCGUGAAAUAA
Alternaria ethzedia is the source of this 1077-nucleotide messenger RNA. RefSeq lists its product as uncharacterized. The record is from RefSeq and is a predicted model, not a curated record. NCBI's taxonomy places the organism in Eukaryota, Fungi, Ascomycota, Dothideomycetes, Pleosporales, Pleosporaceae. The transcript is spliced from 3 exons. The coding region runs from base 1 to 1077 and encodes 358 amino acids. Gene Ontology annotation, molecular function: oxidoreductase activity, acting on the CH-OH group of donors, NAD or NADP as acceptor.